This is a messenger RNA of Asterias rubens (European starfish), 982 nucleotides long. RefSeq names its product snake venom metalloproteinase neuwiedase-like. NCBI's taxonomy places the organism in Eukaryota, Metazoa, Echinodermata, Asteroidea, Forcipulatida, Asteriidae. Gene Ontology annotation, biological process: proteolysis. The record is from RefSeq and is a predicted model, not a curated record. Bases 2 to 925 code for a protein of 307 amino acids. Gene Ontology annotation, molecular function: metalloendopeptidase activity. The transcript is spliced from 8 exons.
AAUGGUGAGAAUAUCUGAAGAAGGAGAGUUCAAGAUCCCACUCCGUACAGAUCGUAUGUACUCUGGAACGGUCACCUCUGACCCGGAGUCCAUUGUCUCAGCAGAAACCAGUCAUGGAUUGACUGCAAUCAUUUUCUAUGAAAAGGGAACGAUGGUAGUCCAACCAUUGAGCGGGGAAAACGCACUGGAGAUGGCAACCUUAGGACUUGGUCAUCCUCAUGUCGUGUACAAGGGCAAUGACGACGAUGUUAUGUGUGGAACGGAGGACGAAGAUGUUGACGAUAUCGACGAAGGUGAAGUUGGUUUUGAAUCCUACUCGUGUGAUGGACAGUCAACUAAAUAUCUUGAGCUGGCAAUGUUCUACGACUUCCAAGCCUGGCAGCAAGCUGGAGACACUUUCCAUUCUGAAUACUUGGCACUUUUUAAUUUGGUAAAAGGCGUCUUCCAGAAGCCAUCUCUCGUCGGAACGAACUUGGUUCCCAAAUUAGUCAAUGCCGCUUAUUUUGCCGACGAGACGGUAUUCAAAUCAAAUGAAAGCAUAGGACUGACGUUGAGGGCGGCUAAAGGAUACUGCGGCAUGGCAAAUCCACCCGCGUCUGAUCCAACGCACUGGGACAAUGCUGCAUUUGUUUCUGGAUAUCCAGUCAAAGGUAAAACUGGACUUGCUACACUUGGGUCGUGCGGUAAGAAGGGCUCCGCGUCCGUCACCAUACGUCGGACUCUGACAUCAACGGCAGGUACAAUGUGUCACGAGAUUGGUCAUAACCUGUCGAUGAAGCAUGACAAACCAGGAAUAUGCGGUCCUGGUAAAUACAUAAUGUCACCAUGGGCGAGUAAAAACAAAGUGUACUGGGAUUGGUCCUCAUGCAGCAGAGAUUACUACUGCGAUUUUGUUGGUAGGAAGACGUGCUAUGAUGAUGCUUAGGAAGGAAGAACAGAACUAAACAGCUACGAGAAGAUCUUUCCUCUAACCGAUUCAAGC